AUGGCCGCCUCAUCUUCGACAGCAGACUGUCUCAAGGCUUUCGGUGCUCAAGGAGAAACACUCCCGGAAAUAUACGACACUUUGCUUAGAGGAGAUAUCAUUGAAACCUUGGAUCCCUUGGAAUUGGUAUCACCUCUUCUGACAAGUAAAGAUGAGGCUUCCUGGAACAUUCUUCAACUCAUGGUCCAUAAAUCCAGUCCUCGAGAAAUGAUCUUAGCCGCUAAUGAGGCAUUGGAGAGUCUACAUCGGUCGAUUUGGUUGGACGAGAGCGAUAUGGACGCAGAUGAAUAUGGACUACCCAUUGCAGACCAGAUAAUCCGUUUGAUGCAUGUAUACCGUGACGUUAUUGUACGUGUUCCAUUGCGAAAGAGAGGCCCAGGUCCGAUAGUGCAGGGUUUCAUGUCGGAACUCAAUCGUGUCAUUUCUCUUUCGAGCCAUAGUCUUUCUGGGGAUAGGGGGAGGCGGACACUUGGUCUUGGUCAAGAACUUGCUACUUCUAUUAUGGGGUGGGCAAAAGGAAAAGAGGAAUUAACACCUGAUGAGCUGAAAUAUCACAAUGAGAUAUUACUUGUCUUCAUAGAAUCGAUGUUAGAAUCUCUCGCUUUCUGUAUUGAAACAUCUAUUGCAGAUUGGGCGUUUCUUGAGGUUUUUCCAGAACUGGGUGGUCUCCAAGCCGUUGAAAAUAAAGAUCACUGGAAAGAGGGUUUGUCAGUCAUGUCCAACAUAGUGAGAUCAUAUAUUCAAAUAAGGGGAAACGAUCUACGUACUCUCCCUUCUUCACCAACUAGAUCGACCCUAAUUCUAUAUGCACAUUGGCAGUUCGGGACGAGACAGAGUCAAUACGACCAUUCAUCCCAGUUGUCCUUCUUCCAACCUGUCAUCCUCGCCUCCCUUCAGACCAAUGCUAUCAUUUACGAGACCAUCUCUUUCCUUCUGCUCUCUCUACGCUGUCGAUGCGAACUAUCGCCAGAAACUAUCAUACCGUUAAGCACCACUCUACCUUCACUCUGCAGUAGCCAUCCAGACCCGUCAAUAAGACACUACGCGUUUCGUGUAUUGUCUCUGCUCUUGCGAUCGGCAGCAUCACCUUUGAGGAUGCAAAUUCUGAAAACGCUAACUUCCGAUUACGGGAACCUUCCAAUGCGCACAGCAGCAGUGGGAUUAGUCAAAGAGAGUAUUAUUGCCGCUCUCGAUAGCAAAUCGGAUGUAUUCGCGUCACCGAUGUUUCUUAAGACGUUCGGAAGCGUUCUGUUUGUGCCGGACCCACCUGGACUAUUUAACAACUCAACAAUGAACUCGAGUGACGAGGGGCGGAACGAGAUGGCAAGGUUAACGGAAUGCCUGGGCCUUUACUACGUCUUGGUGGUUCGCGAUCGGGCCAAUAAAACAGGUAUAAAAGACAAGGAUAACUUGGCCAACGUGGAACGAGCGCUGCUUGAACCGAUGAAGAAGGCUCUUCCUCGAUGGAUUAAGAACGCACAAGCCUCGAAAGGCGGACUCCCUCCUUCCGUCAUGCCGUUGGUUUCGUUGGAGUUGAGCCUGGAAAGGGUGUACGAAGCGCUUGGACACCCCCGAACCUAG
This is a messenger RNA of Marasmius oreades (fairy-ring Marasmius), 1581 nucleotides long. RefSeq lists its product as uncharacterized. The transcript has 7 exons. Gene Ontology annotation, molecular function: ubiquitin-protein transferase inhibitor activity. The coding region runs from base 1 to 1581 and encodes 526 amino acids. The record is from RefSeq and is a predicted model, not a curated record. Gene Ontology annotation, cellular component: cytoplasm. NCBI's taxonomy places the organism in Eukaryota, Fungi, Basidiomycota, Agaricomycetes, Agaricales, Marasmiaceae.